Nerophis ophidion (straightnose pipefish) is the source of this 6959-nucleotide messenger RNA. Its product is annotated as sulfide:quinone oxidoreductase, mitochondrial-like. Bases 131 to 1612 code for a protein of 493 amino acids. The transcript has 10 exons. Gene Ontology annotation, molecular function: FAD binding; sulfide:quinone oxidoreductase activity. Gene Ontology annotation, cellular component: mitochondrion. The record is from RefSeq and is a predicted model, not a curated record. NCBI's taxonomy places the organism in Eukaryota, Metazoa, Chordata, Actinopteri, Syngnathiformes, Syngnathidae.
GGCUCCUGUCUGUUGCAGGAAGUUCAAGUUGGUCUCCGGUGACGUCAUCCGCUUGUGUCACCAGCACUCCAUAAAGUCACUUUCUUCCUCUAACCCCGAACUACCUGCUUUUCCCGCAAAGAAAGACAGUAUGGCCGCCCUGUGUCGCUCGGCGGGCUUUGGCGGCGUUGGUGUGCACACAAUCAGUGGUGUGCACACAAUCAGAGGUGUGCACACAAUCAGUGGUGUGCACACAAUCAGUGGUGUGCACACAAUCAGUGGUGUGCUCACAAGCUGUGGUGUGCACACAAUCAGUGGUGUACUCACAAGCUGUGGUGUGCACACAAGCUGUGGUGUGCACACCAGCUGUGGUGUGCACACGAGCAGUGGUGCUCCUGCCAAGCAACAUUACAAAAUGCUGGUGCUGGGAGGAGGAAGUGGAGGAAUAGCCAUGGGGGCGCGCAUGAAAAGGAUGCUGGGUGCUGAUAACGUGGCGCUUGUGGAGCCCAGUGAGAUGCACUACUAUCAGCCUCUUUGGACUCUAGCAGGUGCUGGUGCUAAAAGCCUUGCUUCAUCCGGAAGGCCCACAGCAAGUGUUAUGCCCCCUGGUGUGAAGUGGGUGAAGUCUAAGGUUGAGGAAAUAAACCCGGACACAAACACUGUCCGCACUGAUGACGGGACCCAAAUCUCCUAUGAGUAUCUGAUUGUGGCACUUGGCUUGCAGCUCCAUUUUGAAAAGAUUAAAGGGCUUCCUGAAGGUUUUGAGCAUCCACAUAUUGGCUCCAACUAUUCUGUUGAAACGGUGGAGAAAACCUGGGCAGCCCUGCAGAACUUUAAAGAGGGCAACGCUGUGUUUUCAUUCCCAAACACUCCAAUUAAAUGUGCCGGAGCUCCACAGAAGAUCAUGUACCUCUCGGAUGCUUUCCUUAGAAAGACAGGAAAGAGGGCGGGGGCCAAUAUCAUUUACAACACAUCCCUGCCAGUGCUGUUUGGAGUCAAGAAAUAUGCUGAUGCUCUCUGGGACAUCGUCAAGGAACGCGACAUAAAAGUGAACCUGAGGCAGAACCUGAUUGAAGUCAGGGCAGACAAGCAAGAAGCCGUGUUUGAAAAUCUUGACAAAGCGGGCGAGACUACUGUGUUUCAGUACGAGAUGCUCCAUGUCACUCCACCGAUGGGACCCAACUCAGUCGUUAAAGGCAGCCCACUGGCAGACGAGGCUGGCUGGCUGGACGUGGACAAAGAAAACCUUCAACAUAGGAAGUACCCUAAUGUGUUUGGGAUUGGAGACUGCACCAACCUGCCCACUUCCAAAACGGCUGCUGCUGUUGCUGCACAGUCUGCUGUUCUACACCGAAGCAUCCAAAAAAUACUGAGAAAUGAGAAACCUGACAAAAAGUAUGAUGGCUACACUUCCUGUCCGCUGGUUACCAGCUACAACACGGUGGUCCUGGCAGAGUUUGACUACCACCUUCAGCCACUGGAGACGUUCCCCAUCAACCAGGCCAAGGAAAGGAGACUCAUGUACUACAUGAAAGCUGAUGUGAUGCCGCACCUCUACUGGCAGGGGCUCCUCAGGGGCCUAUGGGGCGGACCACAACCCUACAGGAAACUUCUGCAUCUUGGGAUGAAAUAAAUGAAAAGCCAUUUGCCUUCACAGACUGACAACACAUGGAAGAUGUUGCUUUAAUAUUGUUCAAUAUAACAUGAUCUCAUAUCUACACAUCACCAAGUGUGUGGCUCCCUAGUAUAUAUGUGUGUGUGUGUGUGUGUGUGGCUCAUUAGUAUAUGUGUGUGUGGCUCCUUAGUAUGUGUGUGUGGCUCCUUAGUAUAUGUGUGUGUGGCUCCUUAGUAUAUGUGUGUGUGGCUCGUUAGUAUAUGUGUGUGUGGCUCCUUAGUAUGUGUGUGUGGCUCCUUAGUAUAUGUGUGUGGCUCGUUAGUAUAUGUGUGUGUGUGGCUCCUUAGUAUAUGUGUGUGGCUCCUUAGUAUGUGUGUGUGUGUGUGUGUGUGUGGCUCAUUAGUAUAUGUGUGUGUGGCUCCUUAGUAUGUGUGUGUGGCUCCUUAGUAUAUGUGUGUGGCUCGUUAGUAUAUGUGUGUGUGGCUCGUUAGUAUAUGUGUGUGGCUCGUUAGUAUGUGUGUGGCUCGUUAGUAUAUGUGUGUGGCUUGUUAGUAUGUGUGUGGCUCGUUAGUAUGUGUGUGUGGCUCGUUAGUAUAUGUGUGUGUGGCUCCUUAGUAUAUGUGUGUGUGGCUCGUUAGUAUGUGUGUGUGGCUCGUUAGUAUAUGUGUGGCUCGUUAGUAUAUGUGUGUGUGGCUCCUUAGUAUAUGUGUGUGGCUCGUUAGUAUAUGUGUGUGUGGCUCCUUAGUAUAUGUGUGUGGCUCCUUAGUAUAUGUGUGUGUGGCUCCUUAGUAUAUGUGUGUGGCUCCUUAGUAUAUGUGUGUGUGGCUCGUUAGUAUAUGUGUGUGGCUCGUUAGUAUAUGUGUGUGUGGCUCGUUAGUAUAUGUGUGUGGCUCGUUAGUAUGUGUGUGGCUCGUUAGUAUAUGUGUGUGGCUCGUUAGUAUGUGUGUGGCUCGUUAGUAUAUGUGUGUGGCUCGUUAGUAUAUGUGUGUGGCUUGUUAGUAUGUGUGUGGCUCGUUAGUAUGUGUGUGUGGCUCGUUAGUAUAUGUGUGUGUGGCUCCUUAGUAUAUGUGUGUGUGGCUCGUUAGUAUGUGUGUGUGGCUCGUUAGUAUAUGUGUGGCUCGUUAGUAUAUGUGUGUGUGGCUCCUUAGUAUAUGUGUGUGGCUCGUUAGUAUAUGUGUGUGUGGCUCCUUAGUAUAUGUGUGUGGCUCCUUAGUAUAUGUGUGUGUGGCUCCUUAGUAUAUGUGUGUGGCUCCUUAGUAUAUGUGUGUGUGGCUCGUUAGUAUAUGUGUGUGUGGCUCGUUAGUAUAUGUGUGUGGCUCGUUAGUAUAUGUGUGUGGCUCCUUAGUAUGUGUGUGGCUCGUUAGUAUAUGUGUGGCUCGUUAGUAUAUGUGUGUGGCUCCUUAGUAUAUGUGUGUGUGGCUCCUUAGUAUAUGUGUGGCUCGUUAGUAUAUGUGUGUGGCUCGUUAGUAUAUGUGUGUGUGGCUCCUUAGUAUAUGUGUGUGUGGCUCCUUAGUAUAUGUGUGUGGCUCCUUAGUAUAUGUGUGUGGCUCGUUAGUAUAUGUCUGUGGCUCGUUAGUAUAUGUGUGUGGCUCGUUAGUAUAUGUGUGUGGCUCCUUAGUAUAUGUGUGUGGCUCGUUAGUAUAUGUCUGUGGCUCGUUAGUAUAUGUGUGUGUGGCUCCUUAGUAUAUGUGUGUGGCUCGUUAGUAUAUGUCUGUGGCUCCUUAGUAUAUGUGUGUGGCUCGUUAGUAUAUGUGUGUGUGGCUCGUUAGUAUAUGUCUGUGGCUCCUUAGUAUAUGUGUGUGGCUCGUUAGUAUGUGUGUGUGUGUGUGUGUGUGUGGCUCAUUAGUAUAUGUGUGUGUGGCUCCUUAGUAUGUGUGUGUGGCUCCUUAGUAUAUGUGUGUGGCUCCUUAGUAUAUGUGUGUGUGGCUCCUUAGUAUAUGUGUGUGGCUCGUUAGUAUAUGUGUGUGUGGCUCGUUAGUAUAUGUGUGUGGCUCGUUAGUAUGUGUGUGGCUCGUUAGUAUAUGUGUGUGGCUUGUUAGUAUGUGUGUGGCUCGUUAGUAUGUGUGUGUGGCUCGUUAGUAUAUGUGUGUGUGGCUCCUUAGUAUAUGUGUGUGUGGCUCGUUAGUAUGUGUGUGUGGCUCGUUAGUAUAUGUGUGGCUCGUUAGUAUAUGUGUGUGUGGCUCCUUAGUAUAUGUGUGUGGCUCGUUAGUAUAUGUGUGUGUGGCUCCUUAGUAUAUGUGUGUGGCUCCUUAGUAUAUGUGUGUGUGGCUCCUUAGUAUAUGUGUGUGGCUCCUUAGUAUAUGUGUGUGUGGCUCGUUAGUAUAUGUGUGUGGCUCGUUAGUAUAUGUGUGUGUGGCUCGUUAGUAUAUGUGUGUGGCUCGUUAGUAUGUGUGUGGCUCGUUAGUAUAUGUGUGUGGCUCGUUAGUAUGUGUGUGGCUCGUUAGUAUAUGUGUGUGGCUCGUUAGUAUAUGUGUGUGGCUUGUUAGUAUGUGUGUGGCUCGUUAGUAUGUGUGUGUGGCUCGUUAGUAUAUGUGUGUGUGGCUCCUUAGUAUAUGUGUGUGUGGCUCGUUAGUAUGUGUGUGUGGCUCGUUAGUAUAUGUGUGGCUCGUUAGUAUAUGUGUGUGUGGCUCCUUAGUAUAUGUGUGUGGCUCGUUAGUAUAUGUGUGUGUGGCUCCUUAGUAUAUGUGUGUGGCUCCUUAGUAUAUGUGUGUGUGGCUCCUUAGUAUAUGUGUGUGGCUCCUUAGUAUAUGUGUGUGUGGCUCGUUAGUAUAUGUGUGUGUGGCUCGUUAGUAUAUGUGUGUGGCUCGUUAGUAUAUGUGUGUGGCUCCUUAGUAUGUGUGUGGCUCGUUAGUAUAUGUGUGGCUCGUUAGUAUAUGUGUGUGGCUCCUUAGUAUAUGUGUGUGUGGCUCCUUAGUAUAUGUGUGGCUCGUUAGUAUAUGUGUGUGGCUCGUUAGUAUAUGUGUGUGUGGCUCCUUAGUAUAUGUGUGUGUGGCUCCUUAGUAUAUGUGUGUGGCUCCUUAGUAUAUGUGUGUGGCUCGUUAGUAUAUGUCUGUGGCUCGUUAGUAUAUGUGUGUGGCUCGUUAGUAUAUGUGUGUGGCUCCUUAGUAUAUGUGUGUGGCUCGUUAGUAUAUGUCUGUGGCUCGUUAGUAUAUGUGUGUGUGGCUCCUUAGUAUAUGUGUGUGGCUCGUUAGUAUAUGUCUGUGGCUCCUUAGUAUAUGUGUGUGGCUCGUUAGUAUAUGUGUGUGUGGCUCGUUAGUAUAUGUCUGUGGCUCCUUAGUAUAUGUGUGUGGCUCGUUAGUAUGUGUGUGUGUGUGUGUGUGUGUGGCUCAUUAGUAUAUGUGUGUGUGGCUCCUUAGUAUGUGUGUGUGGCUCCUUAGUAUAUGUGUGUGGCUCGUUAGUAUAUGUGUGUGUGGCUCGUUAGUAUAUGUGUGUGGCUCGUUAGUAUGUGUGUGGCUCGUUAGUAUAUGUGUGUGGCUUGUUAGUAUGUGUGUGGCUCGUUAGUAUGUGUGUGUGGCUCGUUAGUAUAUGUGUGUGUGGCUCCUUAGUAUAUGUGUGUGUGGCUCGUUAGUAUGUGUGUGUGGCUCGUUAGUAUAUGUGUGGCUCGUUAGUAUAUGUGUGUGUGGCUCCUUAGUAUAUGUGUGUGGCUCCUUAGUAUAUGUGUGUGGCUCGUUAGUAUAUGUGUGUGUGGCUCCUUAGUAUAUGUGUGUGUGGCUCCUUAGUAUAUGUGUGUGGCUCCUUAGUAUAUGUGUGUGUGGCUCGUUAGUAUAUGUGUGUGGCUCGUUAGUAUAUGUGUGUGUGGCUCGUUAGUAUAUGUGUGUGGCUCGUUAGUAUGUGUGUGGCUCGUUAGUAUAUGUGUGUGGCUUGUUAGUAUGUGUGUGGCUCGUUAGUAUGUGUGUGUGGCUCGUUAGUAUAUGUGUGUGUGGCUCCUUAGUAUAUGUGUGUGUGGCUCGUUAGUAUGUGUGUGUGGCUCGUUAGUAUAUGUGUGGCUCGUUAGUAUAUGUGUGUGUGGCUCCUUAGUAUAUGUGUGUGGCUCGUUAGUAUAUGUGUGUGUGGCUCCUUAGUAUAUGUGUGUGGCUCCUUAGUAUAUGUGUGUGUGGCUCCUUAGUAUAUGUGUGUGGCUCCUUAGUAUAUGUGUGUGUGGCUCGUUAGUAUAUGUGUGUGUGGCUCGUUAGUAUAUGUGUGUGGCUCGUUAGUAUAUGUGUGUGGCUCCUUAGUAUGUGUGUGUGUGGCUCCUUAGUAUAUGUGUGUGGCUCGUUAGUAUAUGUGUGUGUGGCUCCUUAGUAUAUGUGUGUGUGGCUCCUUAGUAUAUGUGUGUGGCUCCUUAGUAUAUGUGUGUGGCUCGUUAGUAUAUGUGUGUGGCUCGUUAGUAUAUGUGUGUGUGGCUCCUUAGUAUAUGUGUGUGUGGCUCCUUAGUAUAUGUGUGUGGCUCCUUAGUAUAUGUGUGUGGCUCGUUAGUAUAUGUCUGUGGCUCGUUAGUAUAUGUGUGUGGCUCGUUAGUAUAUGUGUGUGGCUCCUUAGUAUAUGUGUGUGGCUCGUUAGUAUAUGUCUGUGGCUCGUUAGUAUAUGUGUGUGUGGCUCCUUAGUAUAUGUGUGUGGCUCGUUAGUAUAUGUCUGUGGCUCGUUAGUAUAUGUGUGUGGCUCGUUAGUAUAUGUGUGUGGCUCGUUAGUAUAUGUGUGUGGCUCGUUAGUAUAUGUGUGUGGCUCCUUAGUAUGUGUGUGUGGCUCGUUAGUAUAUGUGUGUGUGGCUCCUUAGUAUAUGUGUGUGUGGCUCGUUAGUAUAUGUGUGUGUGGCUCCUUAGUAUAUGUGUGUGUGGCUCGUUAGUAUAUGUGUGUGUGGCUCGUUAGUAUAUGUGUGUGUGGCUCCUUAGUAUAUGUGUGUGUGGCUCCUUAGUAUAUGUGUGUGGCUCCUUAGUAUAUGUGUGUGUGUGGCUCGUUAGUAUAUGUGUGUGUGGCUCCUUAGUAUAUGUGUGUGUGGCUCCUUAGUAUAUGUGUGUGGCUCCUUAGUAUAUGUGUGUGUGUGGCUCGUUAGUAUAUGUGUGUGUGGCUCCUUAGUAUAUGUGUGUGUGGCUCCUUAGUAUAUGUGUGUGGCUCCUUAGUAUAUGUGUGUGUGUGGCUCGUUAGUAUGUGUGUGGCUCGUUAGUAUAUGUGUGUUGCUCUCAAAUUGAGGUGAGCUCCAAAUGUUUCCUAGCACAUUAUUGAUGAUUGAUUUGUCAACUUUGGUACUUCUUGUGUCUCUUCUAUCAAGUUGGGGUUAGUUCACCUCCAUGUGCACAAUAAUAGGUUCUGCCUCCAAUUAUACGUUGCUCAUGUAAAGAUUAAUUGCAACUAUUUUGAUUAAUCACAAUAAAAUCAUUUGUUUUUCAUC